Molecule: messenger RNA, 3392 nt
Organism: Dermacentor albipictus
Lineage: Eukaryota; Metazoa; Arthropoda; Arachnida; Ixodida; Ixodidae
Source: RefSeq, a predicted model, not a curated record
GGCCCAUUCAAUUGUCCGGCCGCCACGAGGCUUCGUUCGUCAGCAGCAGCGACAAGUGCUCGCUCCCUCGCCCAUUGCGCCGACCAGACGACGCGCUCUCCCUCUCCGGGAAUGAGGUCAACCUCGCACCACCCCCGCUUAUAAGCACAGCGCCGCACUCGGUGGGCCUUGUUCUCCCCGUGCAAACCUCCAUUUGGAUCUGUUCAGAAACGCCAUCGUCGACGACGCCACAGCAGCAGCCUCCUGUCAAAAGAACACUCACAGCUCAAAACAUGCACACGAAUCUAUACAGCAUAGCGCUGGUCUGCGCUGGCUUCUCAGCGGUGCUUGCCCAGCAAGGAUACGACGGAGCGGGCGGCUACGGCGGAGCGGGCGCCGGCGGAGCUUACGGUGGUGGCGCCGGAUCUGGAGGCUACGGCGGAGCCGGUGCCUACGGAGGUGGAGCGGGGGCCUACGGAGGUGGAGCGGGGGCCUACGGAGGUGGAGCGGGGGCCUACGGAAGUGGAGCGGGGACCUACGGAGGCGGAGCGGUUGCCUACGGAGGCGGAGCGCCCGGCGGCGGAGCUGCCUACACCGGGUCGAGUGUCGCUCCUGCCGGAGGUUACGGUGGAGGCGACUACGGCGGAGCCGCGACGGGCGGCGCGGCAGCCUAUGGAGGAGCUCCCGCAGCCGGUGGAGCGUACGGCGCCGCGAGCCCAUACAGCGGCUCCUUCGACUUCACUAACAACGUGAACCACGCCGGGUACGGUGCGGGCGUCGGCGGUGUCCAGGCAACCGGCGGAUACGGGGGUGCCCAGGCGACCGCGACCCAGGGCUACGCCGCCUCUGGAGGACUUGGCGUCCAGGGUGCUAGCUAUGGUGGAGCGGCUGGCCUUGGAGCUGGCUAUGGAGCCGGAGCCGCUGGAGCUGGCGGAGCCGGACUCGGGGUGUCCUACGGAGGCGCCGGUGGCUACGGAGGAGGCGCCGGAGGCUACGGCGCAGCGGCUGGUCUGGCUGGAGCUGCCCAGGUGUAUGGCGGUGGUUCCUCAGGAGCCGGUGGAUACGGAGGCGGAUUUCACCAGCAGGGAGGCGCCGGUGGCGGAUACUGAGCGACGUCAGUUGUUGCCAUCGCGAGCGACACAAGCCACUAAAGAAAAGAGAACAUGCCGAGCCGACAGGCGCGGGUCUCGCAAUCUUGCUGGUCGCGGUCCUCUGCUGAAAACAAGUCAUUCUUUGUCACUCACCCCUUCCCCCGCCCCAUUUGCACACUUUGUUUUCUCGUUCCUUUUCCUCUCCACGUAAAAGCCACGACUCUUGCCGGCACCCCCCCCCUUUUUUUUUUGCUAUGUCUUGCUUUCUUUCUGUCCUUAAGACGUUCAGCGGGAUAUUCGAAACCACAGCGCUUAGCCCAGAGCACCGCGACUCGAAACAGUGCCGGGAAACGCUCACAAAGGCAAGAAACAGCGCCAAGUUAGUUUGUUCUAUUUGUAAAGGUGCGUCUAGAGAAUAACCGUGACCUUCAGAUAAUUUCCCCAGCUGAUAGACGUAUGGAGCAUGGUCGACUUUGUCGAGGCAGGUGAAUUUACCUUUUCAAUUCUUCGUUCCACACUUGUAACGUUGAGCACGGAUUACUAGCGGUGAUGUCUGACUUCGCAUGUGAAUGUCGGAAUUUCCGGCCAUUUCGAAACAGUCAUCAAAAGUAGAAGUCAAUUUUGCGUACGUCGCUCAGUCUUUUCGCGACCUUAGUUUAUAUAUUAUUCGCCGAUGCACUGCAAGAUGACGCAUCUUUACUCGAGACGUUUCUACGUGACUGGUGUAGUCUUUCUGUCACGUUAGUUUGUGGGAGUUUGGUUUUGGAGGGAGAACGCGGCGAGUGUUAUGGAUAGAUCCUGCAGUCAAAAUCCCACGCAGACCUACAAUUGAUCACAUCGUGGGAUUAUCGCUCUCAUUUGCUGGUCUCAACAGACUUUCGCUCGUAGGUAGUAAAUGUGCGCCUCUUUCCAAAGACCACGCAGUGUUUCUCUUCGUAUAACCAUGUGGAAGUCAGGCGUCAGCACAGAGUAGCGCUGGAGGUAACCUACUUAUAGAAUGCGUGACAGCGAAUGUAUAUGAUUCAUUGUUUAGAUUAGGAAAAGUGCCAAAUGUUCAGAAAUAGCUCCUGCUUUAAGAAAAAUACGAGACAUGCGCGAGGAGGCGCAUGGGAAGAACGGAGCCUUGGAGGCACUGUGUGUUUCGGUUGGCGCCUUGGGCGCUUUGGAUUUGGACACAACACUGGAAGGUGCAGCCACCCGGUGUCGUAGUACAUACACCAUCGUUAACGCAGCAUACUAUCUUACACCUUUGGUGCCAUUCGGUUGACCUUUAUUAAUUACAUACGAUGUACUGUUUUCAAUUUAUUGAACCUUUCAAUCAAUCUGUUGGUGAUUUCGACAGUGGUGAAAUAACUAACGUUGACCUUUCCUUUGUGACCGUGCUGUCCUCGACAUGUUCUCUCUACCAUGUACAAACUUUGUAUAUAGAAAUAGUAGUCCAAAAGAUUUACUGUAUGCGCUGUGAUCAAAUUUCCCGAUAACUAUUCUUUAUAUGCUUAUUUGUUCUAAUUUAUGAGCUGCCAGGGUUGCGAGCUCACAAAAAGAGCUCCUGCGCUUGCCGCAAACCGCACAUAACGAUUGCCGUCGAUGUUGUAUGUUGUAUAUGUGACCUCUGUGUUGGAGCGGCAAAAGUUCGUUUGGUUUCAGCUGGCGAAGAAAUGAUGCUAUUCUUUUUUCUUUAAUUACUCAUUCGCUGUUCAAGGUUUCUAAAUUUAAGUCAAGGCGUUGGAUAUGGUGGCAUGUAUCUUGCCAGCGUGCGUACAACUGCUUAGGAUAGUUUUAUAAGUGCGGGUGUCAAGCAAAGAAGAAUAGAAUAGGCUUUUAUUCAACGUUGAAGUGUACAUCAUGGACAUAGUCAGUGCGCAUAAGCCGUGUGGCUUGUGUGCGUGGCUGGCCAAUGUCGGUAUAGGAGUGCACUGACCCAGCAAGGAAAAUCGGUUUGUUGUGGUUUCGGCGCGUAGCGCUGGAAUUGUAAUGAAUGUUGCGCAGUGCGACAUUCAAUUCCUUGUGGCACGCCCAGGAGGGGCGUCGAGAAAGCGCCUCGCUUUGUCACUUCCGUGCUCUGACAAGCUCCGCGAGCAGCUCUACCUAUCAAGUAUAUUGGUACCUUGCUAUCAACGAAAUUGUGAUUGAAAAGUAAUAAUGUAUUUCCCAGCUUUGUGGGAACACCUGGCCCGCGCUGCUUCGAUGCCAUUUUGUGGUCGUUCACCUCUCCGGCAAUAUUUGUGUGAUUGCCUUUUGAUGUGAAAGUGGUCUGUGAAAUGUUACUGAAGUGUUAGACUGAGCCAGGUUUUCAUUUAAUAAAGAUCUCGACAAAAUAUA